AUGUCAGAAAUCGAUCUAAAUAUAGAGGACGACUCCCUCUGUCAGACUUGCAGUUCAAAUAUAAAUCAAGGCAGCUGUACUCUGUUUCACGAAUGGUUAAAGAGUAUGUCUCUUGGCAACAAGCAUUCAUUGUUUUUGAUCAGGGGCAUCACUCAGAUCAGUCUUAUUGAGGACGUCAGUCAUGAAGAUGCAGGGGAUCUUGCAUUAACCGACAUUCAGUUUCGACGACUGCUUCGUGUGUAUACAAAUUACAAAGCAGAGCAAGCGAAGUGUUUGGAGAAAGAGAAAGCAAAGCCGAACCCCCCACAAUCAACAUACAGAACAUCAAGUGCUUUGAUGAUAGUUUCAUUGCCCAAGGGGAUGAAGAAUUUCUUUCACACCAGGGAUGGACAAGGUAACAUGGUUGUCAGUACCGAGGUGCUGAAAGGGAAGUUCAACAAUUUAUAUUUUGAACAACCUCUCAAUCCAAGUCAGAUUUUCAGCAACUUGUUUAUCCUGACUAUGGCCAGUGAACGCUUUAAGCACUCAAAGACGCUCAGGGAAUGUGAACUUUGGUGCCGCAAAGAGUGGAAAACACAAAUACAGCUUUUAAUGUGCCUAGCUAGAAGUCCAACUAUUGAUGCAUCGUCUUCGACACAGUAUUAUUUGAGGUGCAGCAUCCAUGGUUUACUAAACAGAGCAGCCAACGGUACCCAGAGGUGGCAGUGUUAUUACAGCAAGAGUCAGAACCAAAGAAGGCCCUGUGCGAUCCUCUGUGCAAAGCUAUGGAAAGCUGUCAAAAUGCCUUGGGACUUGCCCAGGAAAAGAUGGCCUUGUGCAGAAAAGAAAUUGACAGUACCCUAAAAUGCAUUGGAGGUGGAGAAGAAGUCAUAAUUGAAGGUUUGUUCAAAAUCAGCACUGGUGUCAAGGUGUAUUGUCAUCACCCGGCCAGGGGAUUAGGAAGCAAAGAAAAGUUGGAGGGCACUUCAUCAUAUUAA
Messenger RNA from Paramuricea clavata, 977 nucleotides. NCBI's taxonomy places the organism in Eukaryota, Metazoa, Cnidaria, Anthozoa, Malacalcyonacea, Plexauridae. The record is from the annotation of a GenBank genome assembly.